Molecule: messenger RNA, 1048 nt
Organism: Drosophila eugracilis
Lineage: Eukaryota; Metazoa; Arthropoda; Insecta; Diptera; Drosophilidae
Product: flocculation protein FLO11
Exons: 3
Coding region: 172-984 (270 amino acids)
Source: RefSeq, a predicted model, not a curated record
GCAAACUGCGGUCGCCCCAAUAAAUAUUAAUUUAGAUCAAGAAACGCGAGAAAAGCAUAACAAACGCCAAACAGCUAACUAAAAUUAGUACAAAUACUAUAGUCAACAUAAUUAUUUAGAAUAUAUCUGAAAGAUAUAUAUUUCGAAAUAAACAAAAAAAAAACAGAAAUCAUGUUCAACAGUAGCCCCAUCGUUUUGGCCAGCUCUUUGCUGUUGCUAAUCGCCCUGCCAGUAAUCCGCGCCGAUCUCAUGUGCUAUGUGUGCGAUGAUUGUGCCCAGCUGCCGAAGGAUGCCCCCCUGCUGGCAUGUAAUGAGGAUUUCUUUAAUCCUGGCGGCAGCACAGAAGCCUCUACGGUGACCACUACCUCCACCACCGAAGCGAGCACCACGACAACGCAGGAAACCACGGCGGCUCCAGUAGAAACAACCACGGCGAUCACAAGUGCUGAAACGGAUCCUCCAACAACAGAGUCCACGACGACUACAGUGGAAACUACCACCACCGAACAGACCACUGAGACCACCCAGAGCACUCAGACCACUGAGACACCGAUUCCAACGCCACCCACCGCCGGACCCGUGCAGACAACCACUGGAGUGCCCACACCACCCGCUGAGGAUCUGGCUGCUCUGUCGGUGGCCUUGAACACCACCCGUUUGGUGCCGGUGGAUGCUGGAGAGGAGACUACGACUCCUUCACUGGCCAUCAGGCAGCGGCGAGCAGUGAUCAACACCGAGUUCACCUAUCACUGCUACUCCGUCCAGGUUACAGUGAACGGCUCAAUGACGACAGAUCGUGGAUGCUCGCGGGUGAGCACCUUCGAGGGAGUUUGCGAGCAGUUGAAGAUUCAGAACAACAGCACAGAGCUGGCCAAUUGCAAUCCCUGCAGUAUGAAUGCCUGCAAUGGAAGCUCAGCACUGCAGAACUCCGUUCUGGCCUCCCUGCUCUUGGCCUUGGUGGCCUUUGCCCUUCAGCGCAACUGAGAACCAGAUCAUCAUCCAUCACCCGGUGCUUUAAUUUAGUAUUCCUCGUUUCUUUAAGGCGAAC